UGGAGAAAGUAGUGCCUCUCUAUUCACAUUAACAGCGACUUUGUAAUAACAACCUGCACAGCCGUCAUUUCUCAAUGGAACAGAAAAAGAAAAACUGACAGCGACGUUUUUUCCCUCCCGGUACCGUGGGGCAAGGUGGUUAAAAGAAAAAAAUCAGCGUUAAGUCGAAAUGGAAACAAAUCUUUAGGGAACAGAAGGGAUGUUUGUGGACGCUCUCUGAAGGAAAAUUAUCCUGACGCUGAGGUGUCAGUUUUGGUUUUCCCAGGAAGAUCCGUGCUAUUCCAGAAUGGCUCGCUUUGAAGACGAACUGUCUAGCCGCUAUAGUGGCAGCUGUCCCGUGGGCCCGACCAGAGGGGCCAGCCGGCAGCCGGGGCCUGCGGGGGUCCAAAGGAUGUACAAGCAGACGAUGGCCCAGAGAGCCAGGACCAUGGCCAUUUACAACCCUAUUCCAGUCAAACAGAACUGCCUCACCGUCAACCGCUCUCUGUUCAUCUUCAGUGAGGAUAAUAUCAUACGAAAAUAUGCCAAAAAGAUCACCGAAUGGCCUCCAUUUGAAUACAUGAUCCUGGCCACCAUUAUAGCAAACUGCAUUGUGCUGGCCUUGGAGCAACACCUACCAGCCUUAGACAAAACACCAAUGUCAGAGCGUUUGGAUGACACAGAGCCCUACUUUAUUGGAAUAUUUUGUUUUGAGGCUGGCAUCAAGAUCAUUGCCCUGGGCUUUGCCUUCCACAAAGGCUCCUACCUGCGUAAUGGCUGGAAUGUAAUGGACUUUGUGGUGGUUCUAACAGGGAUCCUGGCCACCGUGGGGGCUGACUUUGAUCUAAGAACACUAAGAGCAGUGAGAGUUCUACGGCCACUCAAACUCGUCUCUGGCAUUCCAAGUCUUCAGGUGGUAUUGAAGUCCAUAAUGAAAGCCAUGGUACCCCUACUGCAGAUUGGCUUGCUGCUCUUCUUUGCCAUCCUAAUGUUCGCCAUCAUUGGCCUCGACUUCUACAUGGGCAAGUUUCAUCGCACCUGUUUCAGAAUAGACACAGAGGAGCAAGCAGCAGAUUUCCCCUGUGGCCUGGAGGCUCCAGCAAGAACCUGUGCCAAUGGUACCGCCUGCAGGGAGUACUGGACCGGACCUAACUUUGGCAUCACUAACUUUGACAAUAUCCUCUUCGCUGUUCUCACCGUUUUCCAGUGCAUCACCAUGGAGGGAUGGGUGGACAUUCUCUACAAUGCCAACGAUGCCUCAGGGAACACGUGGAACUGGCUAUACUUCAUCCCCCUCAUAAUCAUCGGUUCCUUCUUCAUGCUCAACUUGGUGCUAGGUGUGCUGUCAGGACUCUCCAGCGUUUCUCUGCCUGAUCUCCCGGUUACGACCCUGCUUGCCUCCGACUAUCCUGCCUUACCGAUCUCCUGGAAAUCACCUCAGCCUUCCGUCCCCGACCACGAUCCUUGCCUGUCCCUUUCUGGGUUCUGCCUGUCUGCUCCCUUGGCUAUCCGGUGA
This is a messenger RNA of Epinephelus lanceolatus (giant grouper), 1495 nucleotides long. Lineage: Eukaryota; Metazoa; Chordata; Actinopteri; Perciformes; Serranidae. The record is from RefSeq and is a predicted model, not a curated record.